Molecule: messenger RNA, 1431 nt
Organism: Penicillium diatomitis
Lineage: Eukaryota; Fungi; Ascomycota; Eurotiomycetes; Eurotiales; Aspergillaceae
Product: glycoside hydrolase family 16 protein
Exons: 3
Coding region: 1-1431 (476 amino acids)
Biological process (GO): fungal-type cell wall organization; carbohydrate metabolic process
Cellular component (GO): fungal-type cell wall
Molecular function (GO): glycosyltransferase activity; hydrolase activity, hydrolyzing O-glycosyl compounds
Source: RefSeq, a predicted model, not a curated record
AUGAGACUGGCUCUGAGUACAGCUGUGAGCCUUCUGUGCUCGGCUGUCCUGGUUAAUUCCCAGACGUAUACAAACUGCAAUCCUCUACAGAAAUCGUGCCCCGCGGAUACAGCGCUCGGAAAGACUGGACAAAACUACGACUUCACUGCUGGCUCAUCGGUCCAGUUCGCCGCCUCCGGAGCUGUCGCCUACGACAAAACGAACGGAGCCGCCUUCACGAUCUCCAAAAAGGGUGAUGGGCCUCUGAUCCAGUCUGGCUGGUAUAUCAUGUUUGGCAAAGUCGAGUUCACCAUCAAGGCAGCUCCAGGAACAGGAAUCGUCAGCAGUGCUGUCUUGCAAUCCGACGACUUGGAUGAGAUUGACUGGGAAUGGUUGGGCGGCGACAAUACCCAGGUGCAGACCAAUUACUUCGGCAAAGGCAUCACCAGCAGCUAUAAUCGUGGCGCCUUCCACGCUAAUUCGGGGAACCAUGACAACUUUCACACCUACUCCGUCGAUUGGACAAGCUCUCAGAUCGUCUGGGCGAUUGAUGGCCAAACAAUUCGAGUGCUGACUCCAGCAACUGCCGACAGCAAUCAAUAUCCGCAGACGCCAAUGAUGGUCAAAGUUGGUGUGUGGGCUGGCGGUGACCCUGAUAACGCCAAGGGAACUAUUGACUGGGCUGGUGGAGUGACCGACUACAGCAAGGGUCCCUUUACCAUGUACCUCAAGUCGAUGACCGUGACAGACUACUCGACCGGCAAUUCUUAUAGUUAUGGUGAUCAUUCGGGCUCAUGGGAAUCGAUUAUCUCCAAUGGAGGCAAAGUCAACGGUAACAGCGGGCUUGAGCCAACGGUUGCUCAGCCAGCCCCGGUGAUUACUGCGACUGUUGACAGUGUCCCCAUUCCCUGGAGUGGAACCCAUCGUGAGACCUCGAGCUUUGUGACCCCCGACGUAUGGCCCUGGGUUGCCACUGGCUCACCAACUGGGUAUUCUGGUCGGCUCCCUCCCGGCUGGCAAUCUGGCUCUGGGCACAUUCAGCCACCCAGCAGCGGUUCAGCGAGUGAGCAUUGUCUUCCAUAUAUCAGCGCAUACCCAACCAUGACCUACGCUAAAUCCGACAACCUUCUUUCACAGUCUUUCUCCCAGUGUACAUCAGCCUUCUCGGCCUCAUCGUCGGGUUUACGUUUCCCUUCUGGGCAUAAGACUGUUCUUAACGAGACCCGGUGGACACGGCCGUCUUCCCCCAGCGACACCAACAAAAAGCACAACCAUGCAGACCAUUCGCAGGUGGAUGCGACAACCAGCAUGGCCCCAUCGACAGCGACGGGCUCCCCUUCGCCGAGUCAUGCCCUCUCUGCCGGUCACGGAACGAGCGUUUAUCAAGGCCCUGCGGCAAUAACGGCUGUCAUCAUCGCCUUGUUGCUUGGAAUUCCCCGAGCUAUACUUUGA